CGCCGAACAAGCGGUAUUGAAUGACAGCGUAUAUUGAACCAAUUCGUUAUACAUUCGGUCUUCAAAGCGACCAUUGCUGCUUCACAUUCACUACAGCAAAAGCCACACCAAGAGCGGGCCGGGGAUACUUUACACUGUUUGUAAUUCCAUUCCGGGAUUACCUGCGUUUAAUACCAUUGGUACCAUUGCGAUCGAAAAAGUUGUCUUUACAAUCAGUUUCAUUCGUUGCCGGUGCCAUCGUUGCGAUUUGAAUCCUAUCCUUGGCAUGGGGGAAAAGGCAAAGAACAUGGCGGCCUCAAUUGCAUCUCCGCUUGCGAAUUCGUCGAGCCAUUUAUCAUCUUCACAGCCAUUUGUUUCACCAUCAUCAUCAUCCAACUCGCAAGUUUCUCAUUUAUCAUAUCUGUCACGCCCUUUACAUUCUCCGCAGUCUCGACAAUCUCGACGGUCUGAUUUACCUGCCGCAUCUUCACGAGCUCAAAAUGCACAAAUCCAUUGCGCAUCUACAACUGCGCACGAUAUACCCAUAGAACACGAAUCUUUAUCGUCCACUUCUUGCUCACUGUCCCGUUCGCGUUUCUUUGCCCAAUCUCAACCGGGCAAUUCGUCAUUGCAAACACCCAACUCUUCUAAUAUCUUUGUCAAAAUCAACCUCCUCAAUCUUUUUAGGGUUCUCAAUCUCCUCACCCCCCUCACAUCCCUCACAUCCCUCGCAGCAUUCUUCCUCUUCCUCUUUGCCUUCCAUGUUUCCCCCGCCAGCGCAGCAUGCGAGUGCGGAUACAAGAUGCAAGACACGGGCGCGCUGUAUACCAAUAUGUUACUCAACAAUUUCACGCUCUACGCCGACUCGGCCGCGCCGCUGGACUCGUCGAAUCCCAACCCCGCCGCAGAGAGCUUUGCACGCGACUGGACUGUGCAAUCCUGGGCCGCGCCCCGGGAUGCGCAAAACCCUCUGGCGCGCCAGAAUAACGAGUCUAACGUCUAUAUCCAAAAUGGGGCGCUGGUGCUCCGUCAGACGGGAUUCUCGGCGCAAGAUGCCAAGGCGAAUAAAAGCGUGGGCAUUGCGGCGAUUGUGAGCAAUAGGGAUGAUUUCCUACACGGCAGUUUUCGGGCAGAGCUGAAAGUAUCGGAUGAACGCGGCAGCGUUGGGGGGUUCUUUUGGUAUCAUAAUGAUACCAAUGAGAUUGAUAUUGAAGUUCUCACAAAAGAACAAAAUACUACGACUAUCCACUACACUACCCAUCCGUCUGUGUAUGCGUCAAACGGAAGCGUUGUCCCUGGCGCUUCCACACCGGUCACGCUUCUCCAGCCUUGGACAGAUUUUCAGUUCCAUCGCUUCGACUGGCUGCCGGAUUCGAUUACUUUUUAUCAAGGCGACAAACCGGUUCAUUCGACGGGCGUGAAUGUUCCUUUUGCCGAGGAUCUACCUGCUCGUAAUUCUGCGCAGAAGAAGGCAGCAGGUCCGCGGACCUCGGAUAGUCUUGACAAUGGUGGCUACACUGCCGGAUCUGGCGAUACGGGCGGCGACUCUGGCAGUGGAACCGGAGGAGACGGGAGCACCAAUACCACGCAAUAUACCCGCGGCGGCACGAUCCAGUUCAAUCUCUGGGCAGACGGAAGCCAGUGGUCUGGUCCGCCCAGCACGACCGACGUAUACAUGUAUGUCCGCGGUAUAGUCUUUUACUACAAUACCACGGCGAGCGACGCCGGACUGGAUGAGCUUUAUGAGCAGAACUGUAAGAAAGCCGGAGGCGUCAAGGGUAAAAUGGCAGUCUGUGAAGUCGUUGGCCCGCAAGGAAGCGUUGUGGUCCAGAGCGGCGCAAAUAGUCGGUUUACAGGACCAUGCGGCUGGUGGGUAAAGGGAAUGGGUUCGUGGAUGGUGGUGUAUUUGGCUCUCGUGCUCGGUUUGAUGAGUGCGCUGGGUAUUAUUGCAUAAUCGUGAUUAUGGCCCAGGACACUCUUGGAGGUGUGCGUCUGAGAGAAAAGUAAUGUCUCUCGAGACAGCCAAUGGGUCUCGAGGACGGAUAUAAAAUCUAAGGAGUAUUUAAU
This is a messenger RNA of Xylona heveae TC161, 2046 nucleotides long. Its product is annotated as glycoside hydrolase family 16 protein. The transcript has 2 exons. Gene Ontology annotation, biological process: carbohydrate metabolic process. The record is from RefSeq and is a predicted model, not a curated record. Gene Ontology annotation, molecular function: hydrolase activity, hydrolyzing O-glycosyl compounds. Bases 266 to 1933 code for a protein of 555 amino acids. NCBI's taxonomy places the organism in Eukaryota, Fungi, Ascomycota, Xylonomycetes, Xylonales, Xylonaceae.